Oppiella nova is the source of this 1382-nucleotide messenger RNA. The record is from the annotation of a GenBank genome assembly. Lineage: Eukaryota; Metazoa; Arthropoda; Arachnida; Sarcoptiformes; Oppiidae.
CGGAACCCAUGACCCUAUGCCAGCUAUUCCUACAAUCGGAGGCCACCUAUAACUGUGUCUCGGAGUUAGGAUCCCUGGGUUUAGUCGAGUUCAAGGACCUCAACAAAGACAUCAACGCCUUUCAGCGCCGGUUCGUCAACGAGAUCCGCCGGUGCGAUGAGAUGGAGCGUAAGCUCCGGUUCCUGGACAAGGAGAUCGCCAAAGUGUGCCUACCGGUGCUCGACACGGGGGACAACCCGGAGCCGCCGCAGCCCCGGGAGAUGAUUGAGUUGGAGUCCACGUUCGAGAAGCUGGAGACCGAGCUCAAGGAUGUCAACAAAAACGCCGAAGCGCUCAAAAAAACCUUCGCAGAGCUCCUGGAGUUGAAGCAAAUACUCGCCAAAACCGAGUACUUCUUCGACGAAGUGGAGGGCCGGCACCGGAAGGACUCAUUGGUGGGCGCCUCCGAUGCUGACACCACAGCUAUACUGCCCGACGAGGGCCGGGGUGGGGGUAUAUCGUCGGGGAAACUGGCGUUCGUGGCGGGCGUCAUAAAACGGGACCGACUCAUGACGUUUGAGCGAAUGCUGUGGCGGGUGUGCAGAGGGAACGUCUUCUUGAGGCACCGGGAGAUCGACGCGCCACUGGAGGACCCGGUGACUGGGGACCCGGUGCUCAAGUCGGUGUUUAUCAUCUUCUUCCAGGGCGACCAACUCAAGAGCAAAGUGAAGAAGAUCUGCGAGGGUUUCAGAGCCACGCUAUACCCCUGUCCGGAGGACGCGUCCGAUCGCCGGGAGAUGAUGGGGAACGUCGUGUCGCGGAUCGACGACUUGAACACCGUCUUAGGCCAGACCACGGAGCACAAGCACCGGAUCCUAUUAGCCUCGGCCAAGAACCUCAAGAACUGGUUCAUCAAAGUCCGCAAAAUGAAGGCCAUCUAUACCGCGAUGAAUAUGUUUAACUUUGACGUCACCCAGAAGUGUCUGAUCGCUGAGUGCUGGUGCCCUACGGACCAGUUGGACACCGUGAGGCACGCCCUACGUAUCGGCACAACACGUAGCGGAUCGACUGUCCCCUCCAUACUGAACGGUAUGGACAGUAAGGAGACGCCGCCGACCUUCAACCGGACCAACAAAGUCACACUCGGUUUUCAGAACAUUGUCGACGCCUACGGUGUGGCCAACUAUCGCGAGGUGAACCCCGCGCCCUACACUAUAGUCACCUUUCCCUUCCUGUUUGCGCUCAUGUUUGGCGACGCCGGACACGGGGUACUCAUGUUGUUGUUCGCCCUGUGGAUGGUGUUAAGGGAACGCCAGUUGGCGGCCAUGAAGUCCAACAACGAGAUAUGGCUCACCUUUUUCAACGGCCGGUACAUUAUCUUGUUUAUGGGCGCCUUCUCCAUC